Branchiostoma belcheri (Belcher's lancelet) is the source of this 1029-nucleotide messenger RNA. RefSeq names its product fibropellin-3-like. Gene Ontology annotation, molecular function: calcium ion binding. The transcript is spliced from 8 exons. Bases 1 to 1029 code for a protein of 342 amino acids. NCBI's taxonomy places the organism in Eukaryota, Metazoa, Chordata, Leptocardii, Amphioxiformes, Branchiostomatidae. The record is from RefSeq and is a predicted model, not a curated record.
AUGAAGAAGAAGAAAAGUAAACCGUGUGCAGUGGCCCUGUACACGUUGGGCGGUGCUCUGCUUGUGACGGGGUUGGCGCUACUGGUCACAGCUGCCGUCAUGGCCACUUGGCUCAUACCGGGGAGGAAGGAGACAUUGGCUUCAGACAAUCCAGGUGGUUCUAAGUUGGAGGCCGUACAGAAGACAUCAGCUACACCAUCGCUCACCUCGGCACCCUACACUGAAGACAGUCCCGUUUUCAUCAAUUCGACCACGUCGGCAAAGAUAAAAUCUACAGAACCGUUGACCACUGCCUUACCAACAACCCGCGGGCCACAGGCAACCACAGCUGUCAACCAUUGCGCAAAGAACCCCUGUCUACAUGGCAUCUGUGAGAACAAAGAUGGCGGCUACACCUGUACCUGCUCACCUGGAUGGACUGGACACAACUGUCAGAAAGACAUAGUUGAGUGCACCAGCAAACCAUGUCAGCAUGGGACUUGUGCAAACAAAGAUGAUGGCUACACCUGUACCUGCUCAACUGGAUGGACUGGAAGCAACUGUGACCAAGAUGUCAAUGAGUGUGUGAAGAACCCUUGUAAGCACGGAACCUGUGUGAACAAAGAUGGCGGAUACACCUGUACCUGCCCACCUGGAUGGACUGGACAGAAGUGUGAACAAUACAUAAAUGAGUGCACCAGCAAACUGAACUGUCAGCAUGGAACCUGUGUGAACAAAGAUGGCGGCUACAAAUGUACCUGCUCACCUGGAUGGACUGGAAAGAAGUGUGAACAAGACAUAAAUGAGUGCACCAGCAAACCAUGUAAGCAUGGAGCCUGUGUGAACAAAGAUGGCAGCUACAAAUGUACCUGCUCACCCGGAUGGACUGGACAGAACUGUCAGCAAGACAUAGAUGAGUGCAACAGCAAACCAUGUCAGCAUGGAACCUGUGUGAACAAAGAUGGUGGCUACAAAUGUACCUGCUCACCUGGAUGGACUGGACAGAACUGUGAACGAGGUGAGUUCUCGUACUCUAAUCUGUAUCUGUAA